Symbiodinium sp. CCMP2592 is the source of this 1225-nucleotide messenger RNA. NCBI's taxonomy places the organism in Eukaryota, Dinophyceae, Suessiales, Symbiodiniaceae. The record is from the annotation of a GenBank genome assembly.
GCAACGCAUGGAUGCAUCGCGAGAAUUAAGCUCAUGGGGACCCACCGUGUGCGUGGGGUUGCUUGGUCGCAGUGCACUGGUGAUGUUCCAGAUGCUGCCCAAGGAAGAAGGCGAUACUGCGAUAGAGCUCUUGUGCACCGUGAAGGAGAAGGACGUCGAGGUGAUUGAAUCGGUUCAACACGUGCAAGCGCACGUUUUGGCGGCGACACCACGGGAUGUCUCUCACAUGCUUAAGGAGGGCGAGCGCAAGCACGGGCUUCUUCGGGUUGAGCUUGUCUGCAGUACCGCAUGGACGCCCACCGACAAAUAUGCGGAGCGUCACAGAGUGCGUCGGUGCAUGCAUGUCAACGCUUCCCUCGCGCGGGUCUACUGGGAUCAAAUGAAUCGGGACAGCUGGCCCAAGUCUUUGCAGGACUGGCACGAGAUUGUGGUUGGCAAGACUCAAAAGCGUGCAGAGGCACCUAAGUUGACGUUGGAAACCCUGGAGAAGGCGAUGAAGGACGUGACCGUCGUCGCUGACCAGAGGGGCUUUUACAACAAGCCUAUCCAUGAUCUAGACACACAUGGACGGGUCAAUCGAAAGACGACUAAACUGGACGAAAACCCCCUCACGCGAGAAGAGCGCGAAGCCGAAGGGAUCACUUAUGGCGACCAGCAACCGAACAAGAGGAUGCGAGACAUUCCCAGCUACCGGCACAAGCCAUUGACGGCAUUGCUGCGGAACCUGCACCAACUUCUGCCGCUGGAGCGCUGCAACGAAACAGGGCAGCGACCGGCCGGAUGCAGGGAGCGGCAUGCUCCAACGAAGCCGCGAAAGCAAUCCAGCAAAACCGAUGGAGGCAUGUUCAAGUUUGCCCAGCAUGGCAUGGUUCUCCAGCUGGAGGACUUCAUCGAGGAGAAGUGCUUUGUACAGCCGACAGCUGCUGCAGAGGAGCAGGACUUUGGCUUUGUGCCGGCCGAGCUGCACAAUGUGGCCAGGGGCCUUGUUGCUUUCCUGAGGGUCAGAGCGUGCUCUUACGAUAACAUCUCGCCUCAGAAGAAGACGGAGCAUUGGAGCCAUUGCUUGGAGUGGUGGGGUUUUUGGAUGUCGGACGAGGAAAUCCAAGCCGUGGCUGCACAAGCGACGUCCCUUGCAUUUACGCACAUGCGCUAUCUGAGUGCCUACGUGCGUUUGCAUCGAGCAACGUUUGCGCAGGAAAGUGUUGCCGCUGCCUCGCAGAUGUAG